GAGCUGCGCUGCCCCCCUCCCGCCCCCCAUUGAAGAAGCAGUGAUCAGGACUCGGCCGACGCGCACAGACACAGAGGCUGCUCCGUUACGCACAUUUCAUCCCUUCCUGACUGCGGGGCACCGACACCAGGCACAGCCCUCCCCGGACUCCCACUAAGACUUUCUCUUCCCUGUUGGAGAGUAUCUCCACCCCCCACAUCCAACAGCCAUGGCAGAUGACGCGGACAUGCGCAAUGAGCUGUCAGACAUGCAGCAACGCGCCGACCAGCUGGCCGAUGAGUCACUGGAGAGCACCCGUCGUAUGCUGCAACUGGUGGAGGAGAGCAAAGAUGCCGGCAUCAGGACUUUAGUGAUGUUGGACGAGCAGGGAGAGCAACUCGAUCGUGUUGAAGAUGGCAUGAACCAUAUCAACCAAGACAUGAAGGAAGCCGAGAAAAAUUUAAAAGAUUUAGGGAAAUGCUGUGGGCUUUUCAUAUGUCCAUGUAACAAAGCAACUGGAACGGAUCGAGGAGGGAAUGGACCAAAUCAAUAAGGACAUGAAGGAUGCAGAAAAGAAUUUGAACGAUCUAGGGAAAUUCUGUGGUCUUUGCUCCUGUCCAUGUAACAAG
Molecule: messenger RNA, 608 nt
Organism: Thalassophryne amazonica
Lineage: Eukaryota; Metazoa; Chordata; Actinopteri; Batrachoidiformes; Batrachoididae
Product: synaptosomal-associated protein 25-A-like
Exons: 6
Coding region: 209-532 (107 amino acids)
Biological process (GO): exocytosis; synaptic vesicle priming; synaptic vesicle fusion to presynaptic active zone membrane
Cellular component (GO): plasma membrane; synaptobrevin 2-SNAP-25-syntaxin-1a-complexin I complex
Molecular function (GO): voltage-gated potassium channel activity; SNAP receptor activity; syntaxin-1 binding
Source: RefSeq, a predicted model, not a curated record